AUGGGUAUCAAAGGUCUUACAGCGCUCCUGCAGGAGCACUCGCCAAAAGCGUUUCAAAGUCACGAUAUUAAGACGCUUUUCGGCCGGAAAGUCGCCAUUGACGCGUCCAUGUCUAUCUACCAGUUUCUCAUCGCCGUAAGGCAACAAGACGGCGAGAUGCUCACCAACGAUGCAGGCGAAACUACAAGUCAUCUCAUGGGCUUCUUCUACCGCACAAUACGGAUUGUUGAAAAUGGUAUCAAACCUGCUUAUGUCUUCGAUGGAAAACCGCCGGAGUUGAAGUCGGGUGUCCUCAAGAAGCGGUUCGAGAGGCGUGAUGAAGCAAAGGAGGGCGAGGAAGAGGCGAAGGAAACUGGUACUGCUGAGGAUGUCGACCGCUUCUCGAGGCGGCAGGUCAGGGUGACGCGCGAGCACAACGAGGAGUGCAGAAGGUUGUUGAAACUCAUGGGUAUCCCUGUGGUCGUUGCCCCGUCAGAGGCAGAAGCACAAUGCGCCGAGCUCGCAAGGGGCGGGAAGGUGUACGCGGCAGGGUCGGAGGAUAUGGACACCCUCACUUUCAACUCCCCCAUUCUAUAUCGCCACUUGACGUUCUCAGAGGCGAAGAAGCAGCCCAUAUCUGAAAUCAACCUGAAGGCGGCGCUUGAAGGGUUGGAGAUGGAGAUGCCACAAUUCAUUGACCUUUGCAUCUUGCUCGGCUGUGAUUACCUCGAGCCUGUCAAAGGUGUUGGCCCCAAGACGGCGCUGAAGAUGAUUCGCGAGUACGGCUCACUAGGCGCCGUCAUCGAGCACUUGCGGGAGAAGCAAGCGGCGAAGGAAGAGGAGAACGCAGCUGAGUCAGGUGACGAGGAUGGUGGCAAGAAGAAGAAAAAGAAGGCCGGUGUGCAGGUGCCGGAGGAGUGGCCUUGGGAGGAGGCGAAGAAGUUGUUCGAGAACCCAGACGUCUUGCCAGCUGACGAGGUUGAGCUUGACUGGAAGGCGCCUGAUGUCGAUGGGCUCGUCGACUUCUUGGUCAGGGAAAAGGGCUUCAAUGAGGAGCGUGUCCGGAAGGGUGCCGAAAAGCUAUCAAAGCACCUGAACGCGAAGCAGCAAGGCCGAUUAGAUGGCUUCUUUAGUGUCGCAGCUAAGCCGAAGGAUGAUGCGAAGGGCAAGACAGGCGCGAAGGGUAAGGGUAAAGACGAUGCAAAGAAGGGCAGCAAGCGUAAAGCGGAUGACAAGGAGUCUGGUGGUGCGAAAAAGAAGACGAAGAAGUAG
Messenger RNA from Peniophora sp. CBMAI 1063, 1251 nucleotides. Lineage: Eukaryota; Fungi; Basidiomycota; Agaricomycetes; Russulales; Peniophoraceae. The record is from the annotation of a GenBank genome assembly.